CAUGCGCGGUGCACCGAGGCUUGUUUCACAUCUGUAACAACAGAUGCUGCUGUAGGUCAGCUCACAAUUUGAUGGGUCACGGCAGAUCCUGAAGUGAGGUCAAUAAGUCCAGUAUCUGCGUUAUUGCCACUAACAAACCUUGUCCUUGUUGUUAGAGUUAGUAAAUAACGUUCAAUGAUUGGAGCAACUUUCCUUCCCUGAGGGGUCACCAUUUGAGUGACCAGCAUUGUACUUCCCAGGAGGAGGCCCAGCCUCGUGAUGAGGAAUAGCAGGGAGAGACUUCAGCUCCAGUGUAAAAGCCUACAAAAUCUGAGAUCGUCACUGCUCUUGUAAGUUUUCUCUCUGAGCUACCAUAUCCUAUCGGCUGAAAUUUCCGGCAUCCCUGGGGGAGAGGAGGCCGUCAGGGCAGACCUGCUAUGGACCUGAAAGAUUCGGCCCCAGGAUUCCAGCUUUCCCUCCUGGCCAGAAAUGUUCAGCCUGGACUCAUUCAGAAAAGAUCGGGCCCAGCACAGGCAGCGUCAGUGCAAACUUCCCCCACCCCGCCUUCCACCCAUGUGUGUCAACACUGUCCCUGGAGGGACCAUCUCUCGAGCUUCUAGGGACCUAUUAAAAGAGUUCCCACAGCCCAAAAACCUUCUCAACAGUGUGAUUGGAAGAGCCCUCGGCAUCUCACAUGCAAAAGACAAACUUGUCUACGUGCACACAAAUGGACCAAAGAAAAAGAAAGUCACCCUGCACAUAAAGUGGCCCAAGAGCGUGGAAGUAGAAGGUUAUGGCAGCAAGAAGAUUGACGCUGAGCGGCAAGCUGCAGCUGCAGCUUGUCAGCUAUUCAAGGGCUGGGGUCUGCUGGGUCCCCGGAAUGAGCUGUUUGAUGCAGCCAAAUAUCGUGUGCUAGCUGAUCGCUUUGGCUCCCCGGCUGACAGCUGGUGGCGCCCGGAGCCCACCAUGCCACCCACUUCCUGGCGGCAGGUGAAUUCCGAGAACAUCCGGCCAGGGGGACCUGGGGGCCUAUCCCGCCCCUUGGGCCGGGAGGAAGAGGAGGAUGAGGAGGAAGAGCUAGAAGAGGGGACCAUCGAUGGCACCGACUUCCUGUCUGUGACCCAGCAGGACUCCCACACCCCGCUCAGGGACUCGAGGGGGGGCUCCUUUGAAAUGACAGAUGACGACAGUGCUAUUAGGGCCCUGACCCAGUUCCCGCUGCCCAAGAACCUUCUGGCCAAGGUGAUUCAGAUUGCAACUUCAUCCUCCACAGCUAAGAACCUCAUGCAGUUUCAUACUGUGGGCACAAAGACCAAGCUGUCUACCCUCACCCUGCUCUGGCCCUGCCCCAUGACCUUUGUCGCCAAAGGGCGCCGCAAAGCAGAGGCCGAGAAUAAGGCGGCAGCCUUGGCCUGCAAGAAACUGAAGAGCCUGGGCCUGGUGGACAGGAAUAACGAGCCGCUCACCCAUGCCAUGUAUAACCUGGGCUCCCUGCGAGAGCUGGGCGAGACCCAGCGCCGACCGUGUACCAUCCAGGUGCCCGAGCCCAUCCUCUGCAAGAUAGAGACCUUCCUGAACCACUUCCCUGUGGACACUUCAUGGAUCACUCCUGAGCCCCGUCUGCAGAGCAAUGACAUCUUGCCCCUGGGCAAGGACUCAGGGCCCCUGAGUGACCCUAUCACGGGCAAGCCCUACAUGCCCUUGUCAGAAACAGAGGAGGUGCGACUAAGCCAAGGCCUGCUAGAGCUGUGGCCGCAACGAGGACCAGUCUGGCAAGAUGUUCCCCAGCUACCUGUGGAUCCAUAUCGGGACACGAUCCUCAAUGCCAUAGAGCAGCACCCGGUGGUGGUCAUCGCGGGGGACACGGGCUGUGGGAAGACCACACGUAUCCCCCAGCUGCUGCUGGAGCGCUACGUGGUCGAGGGCCGCGGCGCCCACUGCAAUGUGAUCAUCACUCAGCCGCGCCGCAUCUCGGCUGUCUCUGUGGCACAGCGGGUCAGCCAUGAACUGGGUCCCGGCCUGCGCCGGAACGUGGGCUUCCAGGUGCGCCUGGAAAGCAAGCCGCCAGCUCGAGGCGGCGCCCUGCUCUUCUGCACUGUGGGCAUCCUGCUGCGGAAGCUGCAGAGCAACCCCAGCCUGGAGGGCGUGAGCCACGUCCUCGUGGACGAGGUGCAUGAGCGGGACGUGAACACGGACUUCCUGCUGAUUCUACUCAAGGGCUUGCAGCGGCUGAACCCAGCCCUGCGGCUUGUGCUCAUGAGCGCCACCGGUGAUAAUGAGCGCUUCUCCCGCUACUUUGGUGGCUGCCCCGUCAUCAAGGUUCCUGGCUUCACGUACCCCGUCAAAGAGCACUACCUAGAGGACAUUCUGGCCAAGCUGGGCAAGCACCAGUACCCACACCGGCACCGGCACCACGAGUCGGAGGAUGAAUGCAUACUUGAUCUGGACCUUGUGACGGAUCUGAUUCUGCACAUCGAUGCCCGUGGGGAGCCAGGUGGGAUCCUGUGCUUUCUGCCUGGCUGGCAGGAGAUCCGAGGGGUGCAGCAGCGGCUCCAGGAGGCCCUGGGCAUGCAUGAGAGCAAGUACCUCAUCCUGCCAGUGCACUCCAACACCCCCAUGAUGGACCAGAAGGCCAUAUUCCAGCAGCCUCCAGUUGGGGUGCGCAAGAUCGUCUUGGCAACCAAUAUCGCUGAGACCUCCAUCACCAUCAACGACAUCGUGCAUGUGGUGGACAGUGGUCUGCACAAGGAGGAGCGCUACGACCUAAAGACCAAGGUGUCCUGCCUGGAGACUGUGUGGGUGUCCAGAGCAAACGUGAUCCAGCGCCGGGGCCGGGCAGGCCGCUGCCAGUCAGGCUUUGCCUACCACCUGUUCCCACGCAGCCGGCUAGAGAAAAUGGCCCCCUUCCAGGUGCCGGAGAUCCUGCGCACGCCUCUUGAGAACCUGGUGCUGCAAGCCAAAAUCCACAUGCCUGAGAAGACGGCAGCGGAGUUCCUCUCCAAGGCUGUAGACAGUCCAGACAUCAAGGCCGUGGACGAGGCUGUGACCUUGCUCCAGGAGAUCGGGGUGCUGGACCAGCGGGAGGACCUGACCAUCCUGGGGCAGCGCCUGGCCCACAUCUCCACUGACCCCCGGCUGGCCAAGGUUAUAGUGCUGGCUGCCAUCUUCCGUUGCCUGCAUCCACUGCUGGUGGUGGUUUCCUGCCUCACCCGGGACCCCUUUAGCAGCAGCCUGCAGAAUCGGGCGGAGGUGAACAAGGUGAAGGCACUGUUGAGCCAUGACAGCGGCAGUGACCACCUGGCCUUUGUGCGGGCUGUAGCCGGCUGGGAGGAGGUAUUGCACUGGCAGAACCGCAGCUCCCGUGAGAACUACCUGGAGGAAAACCUCCUCUAUGCACCCAGCCUGCGCUUCAUCCACGGCCUCAUCAAGCAGUUCUCAGAGAACAUUUACGAAGCUUUCCUGGUGGGGAAGCCCUCCGACUGCACCCUGGCCUCUGCCCAGUGCAACGAGUACAGUGAGGAAGAGGAGCUGGUGAAGGGUGUGCUGAUGGCAGGUCUCUACCCCAACCUCAUCCAGGCGAGACAGGGCAAGGUGACCCGGCAGGGGAAGUUCAAGCCCAACAGUGCUACAUAUAGGACCAAGUCAGGCAACAUCCUGCUGCACAAGUCGACCAUUAACAGGGAAGCCACACGGCUGCGGAGCCGAUGGCUGACAUAUUUCAUGGCUGUCAAGUCCAAUGGCAGCAUCUUCGUGCGGGACUCCUCCCAGGUGCACCCCCUGGCUGUGCUGCUACUGACCGACGGGGACGUCCAUAUCCGAGAUGAUGGGCGCCGGGCCACCAUCUCACUGAGUGACAGUGACCUGCUGAGGCUGGAGGGAGACUCCCGCACUGUGCGACUGCUGAGGGAGCUGCGCCGGGCCCUGGGCCGCAUGGUCGAGCGCAGCCUGCGCAGCGAGCUGUCUGCCCUUCCACCCAGCGUGCAGCAGGAGCAUGGGCAGCUGCUGGCCCUGUUGGCAGAGUUGCUGCGCGGACCCUGUGGCAGCUUUGAUGUGCACAAGACAGCUGAUGACUGAGCCCUGCUUCCGCUGGGCUAUGUACAGAGUGCAAAUGUUUAUUUAAAAUAAAGUUCUAUUUAUCCCUUGUGA
Choloepus didactylus (southern two-toed sloth) is the source of this 4125-nucleotide messenger RNA. RefSeq names its product DExH-box helicase 30 (gene DHX30). Gene Ontology annotation, molecular function: ATP binding; DNA helicase activity; G-quadruplex RNA binding. Gene Ontology annotation, cellular component: nucleus; cytoplasm; intracellular anatomical structure. The record is from RefSeq and is a predicted model, not a curated record. The transcript has 23 exons. The coding region runs from base 469 to 4053 and encodes 1194 amino acids. NCBI's taxonomy places the organism in Eukaryota, Metazoa, Chordata, Mammalia, Pilosa, Megalonychidae.